GGCCGGUUGACAACCGUCCUGGGAGGCAUAACUCAGGGCAGCAUUUCUCAAUCUACACACAUGAACGGGGUUAGCAUCAAGCUAACGAUGCUAACUGCCAACCUUUGGAGAUAUUUAACAGUUAUAUAAGAGGAUUUUCAACAAAGAGGUUAGCACACAUUGCUGUGACUGGUCGGUGUCCUCCAGUUGCAGCAGAAAUGUUGCCCUCAAACAGCUCCAUGGUGAGGUCUGCUGCAAGGCUGCUGAGAACCUGGAGGCCAGGAUGUGUCUGGUGUCCGUGCAGAAACAUUUCUCUGAAACCCGGAGGUUCGAGACCAAAGACUCUUCCACAGCGGUACCUGGGCCAGCCGAGCCCCUUCACUCAUCCACACCUCAUCAAACAUGGUGAGGUGACCCCGGGUUUGACCCAGACAGAGUUCGAGCUCCGCAGACUCAGGCUGGCCUCACUGAUCGAGGCGCAGGCCGACAGGCUGGGACCCUCCGCCUCCUCCAGCACCCAUGUGGUCGUCUUGUUGUCCCACCCGACCCGCUACAUGACUAACGACAUCCCUUACCCCUUCCAUCAGAACCAGGAUUUCCUUUACCUCAGUGGCAUCCUGGAGCCGGACAGUGCCUUGGUUCUGUACGGGACAGGACGCCCGGACCAAGCCAUCCUGUUCGUCCCGCGCAGAGACCCGAGCAGAGAGCUGUGGGACGGCCCGCGGUCGGGGAAGGAUGGAGCGGCGGCUCUGACCGGCAUCGAGAGAGUUCACUGCACAGAAGAACUGGGUCUGGUUCUCAAGAGCCUUAAAGGUGGGGGGGAGGCUUUUCGGAGAACGAUGGCUAUGUGUCGAGGAGACGUGGAUGAAGCUGUGAUCUUUGCUAAGUUUGAUUUCGAGAAUCGGAUCCAUGGCGCCAACUUCCUGGCCUACCCGCCUGUCGUUGCCGGGGGAAACCGAGCCAACACUCUGCACUACAUCAACAACAACCAGAUCAUCAAGGAUGGUGAGAUGGUGCUGCUCGAUGGAGGCUGUGAAUACUUUGGUUACGUCAGUGAUAUCACUCGGACAUGGCCAGUGAAUGGAAAGUUCAGCCCUGCGCAGGCGGAGCUGUACGAGGCGGUGCUGGAGGUGCAGCGCUCCUGUCUGUCCAUGUGUUCGCCGGGCGUCAGUCUGGAUCACAUCUACAGCAGCAUGCUGGCUCUGCUGGGGCGGCAGCUCAGGAGGCUCGGCGUCGUGAAGGCCAGCAGCAGUGAGGCUGAUGUACUGAAGGCUGCACGGCGGUACUGCCCCCACCACAUUGGACAUUACCUGGGGAUGGACGUCCACGACACUCCUGAGCUGUCCCGCUCACAACCUCUGCAGCCGGGGAUGGCCAUCACCAUAGAACCAGGGUUGUACAUAGCCGAGGACAACGACCAGGUGCCCAAGCGUUUCCGUGGAUUGGGCAUCAGGAUAGAGGACGACGUGGUGAUCCGAGACGAGGGAGGCGCUCUGAUUCUGUCCUCAGACGCACCAAAGACCAUCGCUGAUGUAGAGGAAGCCUGCGCCCAGAGAUAAAGGCAGGGAGAGACAGACAGGUGACAAAGUGAGACACUUCCUCUGUGGGCUGGGAGUUUCCAAACGUCUCCACCGUGAUGACAUCAUCCGGCCCAGGGCCCAGGUACAUGAAAGGUGGGAGCACAUUGCAAAGACUCUGGUUUUAGCCUCAGCAAGUUCUCCAAAAUACAGACAAUAUGAUGUGGAAGAUCAUAAAUGUUGACGUCUUUCUAACUGUUUAAAGAAACUGGAUCGUAUUUGUCUUCAACAGUGAGUGAUUAUGAAGAGGUAUAAAGGGUGGGUUUAGUUGUGUGUAUGGAAUAGUUUGAAGUUGGUUUGCAUAGCGUACUGCUUAGCCAUAAUUGGUGUGAUACCUACAGUAGAUGACAAAGUUUGAUUAAAAACAAACUUAACUUAUCGAAAUACGAAAGCUGUUGGUCUAUUACUGCCUUGAUCAGUUUGAUUGGUUCGUUUUUGGUUAGUCGAACAAUAACGCAAGUAAACAAACUUAACAAGGCGGUGGUAAACCAGCAUGUUCUUCGUUCUGCAAGUACAUCGCUUAACUGAUCAGAUAGAUAGAAGUAGAUAACCAUCUACUGUAGCUAAUACACUAUGACUAUGGAUAAGUUCUUCAUCCAAUCCCACUUCCAAAAAUCCUAAACCAUCAGUUAAAGGGGUUAUGAUGUGGCUAUGGAGCCUACGCAUGUAUACCUCACCAUAACAGACGUAUUACUUGUUAAAAUGUAAUUACAAAUCAGGGCUACGGCAGCUAAAACAAAACCACCUUUCUACAAAUGUGUAAUACGACCAUCUAGUGUUGUGAUUGUGCUAUCAGCCGGGAAAUUUCAUCCAGAGCCAGAAAUAAAGAAUCUAGGAACAACUGUUAACCGCUUGCAUCAAGUUUAUGUUCAGCUGAAGACUCCGUGGUGAGAUCAAACUACCAUGGACUCAUCUUCAUCCUUAAAACCCGUUUGCUUCUAAACAAUAUUGUUUUUAUUACCAGUAUUACCAUCAUCAUGUCACACAGGGAUAUAAUCAUUUUGUUGUGUAUCUAAAAAAAAAA
Notothenia coriiceps (black rockcod) is the source of this 2580-nucleotide messenger RNA. RefSeq names its product X-prolyl aminopeptidase 3, mitochondrial (gene xpnpep3). The record is from RefSeq and is a predicted model, not a curated record. Gene Ontology annotation, biological process: proteolysis. Lineage: Eukaryota; Metazoa; Chordata; Actinopteri; Perciformes; Nototheniidae. Gene Ontology annotation, cellular component: mitochondrion. Gene Ontology annotation, molecular function: manganese ion binding; metalloaminopeptidase activity. Bases 198 to 1538 code for a protein of 446 amino acids. The transcript is spliced from 11 exons.